Messenger RNA from Oncorhynchus masou masou (cherry salmon), 4116 nucleotides. RefSeq names its product regulator of G-protein signaling 9-like. Lineage: Eukaryota; Metazoa; Chordata; Actinopteri; Salmoniformes; Salmonidae. Gene Ontology annotation, molecular function: GTPase activator activity. The record is from RefSeq and is a predicted model, not a curated record. Bases 219 to 1682 code for a protein of 487 amino acids. Gene Ontology annotation, biological process: positive regulation of GTPase activity; G protein-coupled receptor signaling pathway; intracellular signal transduction. The transcript is spliced from 17 exons. Gene Ontology annotation, cellular component: plasma membrane; neuron projection; cytoplasm.
GACAGGUGGUUCACUGGUGGGAAUAUAGAACCGUGCCCUGAUUGGCUAAUACGAUCUCCCUCUCCAUCCCUAUCGAUGCAUGUUGGUCAUUGUAUUGAUAACCUGCUCGCGUAUUCCUUCGCAUCUAGCGUCUUCCCUUUGGCUGGAGAAAUAUUAGGCUACAUUCAUUCAGAGUGUAGCCGUUAUCAUAGUAAUAAUAGGGGAGGAAGGCAGACAACAUGACCAUCAGAAACGUACGGGAUCAUGGACAGAGGUUCCGACCGAGGAUGUCAUGUCUCAAAAAGGUGGAGUCUGUGAUGCUGGAGAUGCAGGAUCCAAAGAAUGGAGUCAAGUCACAACCCCAGAGACUGGUUAUCACUACUAUACCUCACGCUAUCACAGGUGAGGACAUUGUGGCAUGGCUAACCAACUGCUACAGUAUAGAGGCAGAGGAGGCGUGGGCUCUGGGCACCAUGUUGGUGGCAUUUGGGUACAUCUACCCCCUCCAGGAUCAUAAGCGACUAGUCAUCAAACCAGACGCGUCUCUCUACCGCUUUCAGACACCAUACUUCUGGCCAGCCCAGCAGUGGCCUGUAGAGGACACAGACUAUGCAAUAUACCUGGCUAAGAGAAACAUCCGCAAGAAAGGAAUACUGGCGCUGUAUGAACAGGUGCAGUAUAACAGUUUUCACAAGUGGUUGAAUCAUAAGUGGGACUUCAUUGUGAUGCAGGCUAAAGAACAGUACAGGGCGGGGAAGGAGAGGAAAAAGCCGGAUCGCGUGGUGUUUGACUGCCAGGAGAGAGCCUACUGGGUGGUACACAGACCUCCGCCAGGGACCGUCAGUGCAAUGGACUACGGACUUGAACGCAUGGUAGACCCCAACACAGAGGAGAAACAAACUUCAGACUUCUUCAGAAGAAUUAUGAUUUUUACGCAGCAGUCCAUCAUGAGGCCGAGGGUCAAGUCAUCUGUGUCUAUCGGAGCUCUUGUGAAGUACUCUGUCACCUAUAAUAAGCACGACCCUUUCCUAGCCCCCUGUCUCCCUAGCAACCCCUGGGUAACUGAUGAUGUCACCUACUGGUUUCUCAACAUGGCGAAUGUGGGAAUUCCUACUAAGAUGCGUGUGGAGAGGUGGACCUUCAGUUUUGGGGAGCUGCUCUCUGACCCUCGAGGCAGAGAUGACUUCAGACUCUUCCUCAAGAAGGAGUUCAGCGGUGAGAACCUGGCGUUCUGGGAGGCAUGUGAGGAUCUGAAGUGGGGAACAGCCGCUACCAUGAAUGACAAGGCCCAGCAGGUCUACAAGACUUUCCUGACGCGUGGCGCCCCCCGGUGGAUCAACAUUGAUGGGAAGACCAUGGAGGUGACAGUUAAAGGGUUGAAACACCCUCACAGAUACGUACUGGAUGCAGCUCAGACACACAUCUUCAUGCUGAUGAAGAAGGACUCUUUCGGGCGGUACCUGAAGUCUCCAGUGUUUAAGGACACUCAGAAGAGGGCCAUCUGUCCUGACCAACACAUGUUCAGUGUGCCCCAGUUGGAGGCCAAUGCGAGGAAGCGUCGACCCAGCAUCAGUCCCAUCAUCGUCCGCCAGCUGGAGCAGGAGGAGAGAGCCAGGAUGGCCACCAGUGGCCCUGUGGACAUCACACAGGUCAUGAGCAAACUCAGCAACAAGGGCAAGGAGGUGCCCGGGUCCAAGAAAUAGACCAUAGACACACUCACAUGCAUAGACAUGAAUACACACACUUCUAUAAGAACAAACGCAAGUACACACACACGCACGCACGCACGCACACACAGAAUACACACCAGCUGUGUAACAAUGUAGUUGCUACAUUUUACAUAUAGUUUGGAGUACAGCAAAGUUGACAAAUAGUGAGCAUUUGAAAUGAAAUGUACUAUUUUGAAUUUCUAUCAACUGUAUGCCGCCAUGGCCAGUGUAGCAUACAUACGUCAGACAAAACAGCUGGAAGAGCAGUUAUGUCUAUCAGUCUGACUGUCAUUAGAACACAAUACUACCCCAGACACAAGGGUUUAAAACCAUUGAAUGUUUCAAGUUAUUAAGUGUUUUAGUCUUGACGGUAUGCCUCACUCACUGAGCAGUAUCACCUGUCUCACCUGUAUCUCAUUUUCUCUCACCUGUCAUCAGCAUGUUCUACCUAUAGGGACAUGUCUGUGUCGUUCCACCAAUAGAGUGCCUUUUAUGUCCCUCAUACAUUAUGUGUGUACAUUUUGAUAAAACAUUCCAUUUAACAGUUGGAUCACAUACAUCUACGUUCUGACUUACACGACAUAACCUAAAGUGGCCUGAAUCGCAGUCUGCGUUCCAAUUCAUCCCAAAGGUGUUCGAUGGGGUUUAGGUCAGGGCUCUGUGCAGGCCAGUCAAGUUCUUCCACACCGAUCUCAACAAACCAUUUCUGCUUGGACCUCACUUUGUGCACUGGGGCAUUGUCAUGCUGGAACAGGAAAGCGCCUUCCCCAAACUGUUGCCACAAAGAAUCAUCUAGAAUGUCAUUGUAUGCUGUAGAAUUACGAUUUAUCUUCACUGAAACUAUGGGGCCUAGCCUGAACCAUGAAAAACAGCCCCAGACCAUUAUUCCUCAUCCACCAAACUGUACAGUUUGCACUAUGCAUUGGCGCAGAUAGCGUUCUCCUGGCAUCCGCCAAACCCAAAUUCGCUCGUCAGACUACCAGAUGUAGAAGCGUGAUUCAUCACUCCAUAGAACCUGUUUCCACUGCUCCAAAGUCCAAUGGCGGGGAGCUUGACACCACUCCAGCUUGACAUUGCGCAUGGUGAUCUUAGGCUUGUGUGCAGCUGCUCGGCCAUAAACCCAUUUCCCGACAAACAGUUGCUGACGUUACUUCCAGAGGCAGUUUGGAAAUCGAUAGUGAGUGAUUAUCUUUACACGCCACGUACCUCAGCACUCGGCAGUCCCGUUCUAUGAGCUUGUGUGACCUACCACUUUGCGGCUUAGCCGUUGUUGCUCCUAGAUGUUUCCACGUCACAAUAACAGCACUUACAGUUGACCAGGGCAGCUCUAGCAGGGCAGAAAUUUGACGAACUGACUUGUUGAAAAGGUGGCAUCCUAUGACGGUGCCACUUUGAAAGUCACUGAGCUCUUCAGUAAGGCCAUUCUACUGCCAAUGUUUGUCUGUGGAGAUUGCAUGGCUGUGUGCUCGGUUUUGUACACCUGUCACCAAUGGGUGUGGCUGAAAUAGCCAAAUCCACAAAUUUGAAGAUCUGUCCAUACUUUUGUAAAUAUAGCAGUGUUGUGUUCGAGACCACUUAAAGCGAGAACGAUUCAAGACCAAGACUGGAUGGGCGGCGAGACCGAGUCAAGACCGAGACCAGAAAAAUGCGAGUCCAAUUCAAGACCAUGAUUGUAAUUUUGUCAAAUCACCACCAUAAUAAGAGUGAUUUGAUAAUGAGUUAAAAAAGGCUGCAUAGGACCUUUAAGCUUGUAUUUAAUUGCUCCUCCCCACAACAACCUUCUGAUUACUUUCAGUUACACACUGUCACAAGGGGAGCUAUGGAUGAUUUAAGAUGAAAUCGACAACCCUGUCACGGUCAACUUUCUCAAUUUUCACUUUUAUAGUCAUUUUUCUUAAUUUGACCUCUUGAGAUGGGGAAACAAUUGCACUACCCUAAAGGUGCCCUAUUUGUGGAAUGACACAUACUGUAUGUUGUGUGUCAUUAUUGUAACAUACAUUUCUGCACCAUCCAUCCAAUAAAGAGUCUAUGUCCAGCCCAUGUCUGUCUGUCAUCUCAUCUUCACUGUGUCAUCCAGUCACUGUGCCCAUCUCUGUCAAUUAGUCCAUAAUGCCUUAACAGAACUCACAGAUAACUCACAGUAUUUUCUGUCCGAGGGCCAGACCAGUCCAUGCUGCCUUCAUUUAUACCCGUGUUCAGUGUGUGGUGUAUUAGUAUGACCUCUCAGUGAUCUUUCCCCCUUGACCCUUUGUCUGAACUCUGACCUUUAACCCCUACAUCUGUGUCACUUCACAGCACCCAUACCCCACCUGGCGGUCUACUCUGGCCCCCCUUCUUCCUCCACCUCACCCCUUUUCCCUCUCUGCCUCCCCAACACCCCCGCCUGCCCUUCACCCAUCAGCGUAACCAUAGAUAGCACCCCCGCCUC